Messenger RNA from Salvia miltiorrhiza (redroot sage), 3087 nucleotides. Its product is annotated as serine/threonine-protein kinase RHS3-like. Gene Ontology annotation, biological process: protein phosphorylation. The record is from RefSeq and is a predicted model, not a curated record. Lineage: Eukaryota; Viridiplantae; Streptophyta; Magnoliopsida; Lamiales; Lamiaceae. Gene Ontology annotation, cellular component: nucleus; plasma membrane; cytoplasm. The transcript has 6 exons. Bases 1200 to 2786 code for a protein of 528 amino acids. Gene Ontology annotation, molecular function: protein serine/threonine kinase activity; ATP binding.
ACAAUCCAACUGAAUCAGCACAAUUCCCCCUUUGAACUGCCCACGAGGGGCUUAGCUAGAUGUUAUCUCAUUUAAGAGACACUAACCAAACUUACAAAUGAUAACUUGAAGAGGCCCAACACAUGUAGAUGAUCCCGAUUGUUGUUGAUGCUCAACAGCUUACUGAGACGAAGGCCGCAGUCGAGUUGGAAACUUCCAAGGCAAUCACAACUUGAUGAGCUCACAGCUAAGAUCGAGGUAGCAGCUCAAGACCUCAAUCUAUCAGCUCAAGGAGUCUUCAACAGUUCACCAAUCCUUUGUGUUGAACUAAGCGUCUGCUAUGAUCGAGUCGAGCAGAACAAGAGAGAGAGAGAGAGAGAGAGGUGGACUACUCUCCACCUGAGCGAGCUGCCUAUUUUGCCUUUGAAGCGCACAAAAUAAACAUCUUCUGGCUAAGAUGCAGAAUCUAGCUACUGAGAAUAGCACGCAAAUUUCCAACCUCUCCUUCAACACAACUUCCCAUCAACUUCAAACUUCGAUUCUUUGCAAUAAUAAUAGUAGUAAUAAAGGAUUUGGUAAGCUAACACUUCACUAGAACAUAUUAAGUGUAACUUCUAUAUACGCACCUAAACGUUAUCAUAUAUGUCAAAAAAUGAAACAAGUUUUUAUGUUAAAGAUGCUUGUUAUCAACGAAAUAUAGAUAAUUAAGUAGUCCUAAAGGAUAUAUCAUAAAAGCUAGUAGUAUUUUCAAUUUAUCAAGGAGCUAAAAUCGUCACAAGCAUGAUUUAUAUUGUCUAGUGUUCUGAUCAUUAAAAAAAAAAAAAAAUAAGCAACUAUUAAUGAAAUUUACCCAAAUGAUAAGGGAAAAAAAAAUGGUAAAGGACUCUAAAAUUAAUGAAGCGAAAAGAGAAUGAGAAGAAUGAUUUCCCACCACAAUUUCGGAGUUUCAAGAGGCGAUUCUCCCGUAUCCCUCAAUCUUGUCCUCGGAUUGUUCUCAACAACAACCGUUUUAAUGGUGAAAACCAAAAUCCAUCACAAUUAGAUAAAACAACAUCCAAUCCGAUUGAGAAUGGCCGAAGCUUGUCGAAUGAUCGUUGCGCGGGAUUUUUAAUGCGGCGAGAUUGAUUCAUUGAUUGGCGCAAGUUAUUGAAGAGAAAAAGUUUGAUUUUAGAAUUUUGUCCGUGCAAAGCUGCAGUAUCCCUUGAUCCAAGGGCGGAAACAUGAAUGAGACGAGGGCGUCGGAAGAAAAGACAGAGCAUAAUGCAAUUUGUGAUCCAACUGAGGGCGUGAAGAUAAAUUCAGAGCACAAGGCGAAGAAAGGCGGUCAUGGCGGGCGCGUUGCGCCGUGUGAAUCCCUAAGUGUACAUCCGAGCUCUCAUGGGAUUCCAAUGGCAGCGCCGAGCCCUAGAAACCAGUCGAGUACAAUGGCGAUGUCGCCUAGUUCAAAGUCGAGUAUGAGUCAGGGAUGGAACUGUAGUGGUCGGAGCGACAGCCUAGAUUGUUCCAGUGCACCUCUGAGGCCCCACACCGGUGGCGAUGUUCGAUGGGAUGCCAUCACUUCGUCUUCCUCGAAAGACAGCCCGCUUGGUCUGACCAAUUUUCGGCUGCUCAAGAGGCUCGGCUAUGGAGACAUAGGGAGUGUUUACCUUGUUGAACUGCGAGGGACUGCUACCUUCUUUGCCAUGAAAGUUAUGGAUAAAAGCUCUCUAGCAAGCAGAAACAAGCUGCUUCGAGCUCAAACAGAGAGGGAGAUUCUUGGCCUACUUGACCACCCGUUUCUACCCACCUUGUAUACAUAUUUCGAGACCGAGAAGUUCUAUUGCUUGGUCAUGGAGUUCUGCAGUGGAGGCAACCUUCAUUCUCUCAGGCAGAAGCAGCCCACCAAGCAUUUCACAGAGGAAGCUGCUAGAUUUUAUGCAUCAGAGGUGCUGCUGGCGCUGGAGUAUCUGCAUAUGCUAGGAAUCGUCUACAGGGACCUAAAGCCAGAGAAUGUGCUAGUGAGAGGAGAGGGGCACAUCAUGCUCUCCGACUUCGACCUCUCACUCCGCUGCUCCGUCAACCCCACACUGGUCAAGUCCUCAUCCACCCAUGAUGGGAACACGGGAGAUGCUGCAGCUGCCGCUGCUGCUGCCGCUGCUACUGCUGGCAGCCUCUUGAAUGAUGAGAACGCGGUGCGUGGUUGUAUGCAGCCGUCAUCUUUCUUCCCGCGCCUCCUGCCUAAGAAGAACCGCAAAUCAAAAUCCGACUUUGGGCUGGGGAACAACCUGAACGCGCUCCCUGAGCUGAUGGCGGAGCCAACCAACGUACGCUCCAUGUCUUUUGUGGGGACGCACGAGUACCUAGCCCCGGAGAUUAUCCGGGGAGAGGGCCACGGCAGUGCAGUGGAUUGGUGGACUUUCGGCAUAUUCUUGUAUGAGCUGCUGCACGGAACAACGCCUUUCAAGGGGGAUGGGAAUCGCGCUACGCUCUUCAAUGUGGUGGGGCAGCCCUUGAAGUUUCCGGAUAGUUCGCAGGCGAGUGCUACUGCAAAGGACCUCAUAAAAGGGCUCUUGGUGAAGGAGCCGCACAAGAGGAUUGCAUACAAGAGGGGCGCCACCGAGAUCAAACAGCAUCCUUUCUUUGAAGGCGUCAAUUGGGCUCUAGUCAGAAGCGGAGCGCCGCCCUACGUGCCCGAACCCGUUGAUUUUGCCCAAUUUCUCACUAAGGAUUCUAAGCAAUCUACAGACAAGAAGGCACCGGAGAUCGGACCAGACAAGAACAAAACAAGCUCUUCUGAUUCUUCUUAUGUUGAGUUUGAGUACUUCUAGGACUCGGAUUCUUCAUUGUUUUUUUCUUUUUCAUACAUAUACAUACAUAUAUAUAUAUGUGAUUCUUACCAGUUUCAACUAUGCUAUUUAUCUCAAGUUACUGGAUAAUAUAGCAUUGUAACAAUAGGAGAUACGAGAUAAAUAGAGUUUGAUUAUUGAUGAAGGUUGCGUUCAAUUUGUGAGGUGGAUAGGGAAAUAGAGAGUCUCUCCUCUCCUCAAAAUGACUUGCUUCAGUUUUGCUGGUUCAUUAGUCGGGUACUGUUCCCAACUUUUUACUUGCUUAUACUACCAUUUUUGCACU